Dioscorea cayenensis subsp. rotundata (Guinea yam) is the source of this 2131-nucleotide messenger RNA. RefSeq names its product alpha-1,6-mannosyl-glycoprotein 2-beta-N-acetylglucosaminyltransferase. NCBI's taxonomy places the organism in Eukaryota, Viridiplantae, Streptophyta, Magnoliopsida, Dioscoreales, Dioscoreaceae. Gene Ontology annotation, biological process: oligosaccharide biosynthetic process; protein N-linked glycosylation. The record is from RefSeq and is a predicted model, not a curated record. Gene Ontology annotation, cellular component: Golgi stack; Golgi membrane. Gene Ontology annotation, molecular function: alpha-1,6-mannosylglycoprotein 2-beta-N-acetylglucosaminyltransferase activity. The transcript has 2 exons. The coding region runs from base 607 to 1899 and encodes 430 amino acids.
CUAUCUCUCUCUCUCUCUAUAGAUAUAUAUAUAUCUCUCUCUCUCUGUCUCUCACUAGAAGACCUAUGCCACCUUCUUCCUCGCUCCUUCCUAGCCGCCUGGACUGGCAAAUCCCAACAAGCUUUCACUAGCCCUUGAUUCAUUAGAAUUGUUCCCAAGUUCCUGAGGACUGAUUGCUUGCAUCAGAUCAAAAAAGGUUGGUUGUUUCUCUCCUUCUUGCCUUGUUUGGAAUCCAACUAUGUGUUCUUCAAAACGCAUUGAGAUAAACAAUUUGUGAUUUUGAUGGCAGUGCUAGCUUCUUUUUGGUGUUAAAUUGGCUUUUUGAUUUCCUUGUUUGGAGCUUUUUGUUUCCUGUGAGGAUUAAGGUUUUGUGGAGCUUUAAUGAAGGUGGGUUUUUAGGUGCUCCAUGAUCCAUUAAUUUGUUCUUCAGUAGAAACGAGAAAGAAAGCUGGGAUUUAUUAUUUUGGCGCUUGGAUUGGCUUCGCUUGGCUUGGCAUGUCAACUUUGUUUGUGGGGUUUUUUUUUCCCCUAUAGAGAGCUUUGCAGCCGCUGGUUUUGUUAUUGAUCGAGCAAGUGUUUAUUAUAUAUAAAGGAGGUUGCUUUGUGAUGGCUUUUAACAAGAGAUCUCGAUUGAAGGAUGCUGGGCUGCGGCGACUGCUUCCCUUGCUCCUCUCGGUCCUGCUGGUGGCUCUUAUCCUGAUUGCCCUGUCUGGCAAGCGCAUGCUUUCCUUUCGAGUAGAAGGAGAAGAGGCGCCACUUGUCUUGGAACAAGAAGAGGUGUUGCUUGAUUCAAAGUUCAAGCCCGAGUUCCCUAACCAGACAGUCUUGUCCAUCUCAUUGGAAGAACGAAAUAAACUGCCUCCAAGGAACUUAAACCUGUUCCCUAAUUUAGCAAAGGAUCAUAUCAAGAUUGUCUUGUAUGUGCACAACCGCCCACAGUAUCUCAAAGUUGUGGUUCAGAGUUUGUCCGCUGUGGAAGGGAUUGGAGAAACAUUGCUGGUUGUUAGUCAUGAUGGAUAUUACAGGGAGAUGGAUGAGAUUGUUCAAGGUAUCAAGUUCUGUCAGGUGAAGCAAAUCUUUGCACCAUAUUCGCCGCAUCUUUUUCCAGACAGCUUCCCUGGUGUUGCGCCUGGAGAUUGCCAUGAUAAAGAGAAUGCAGCUGAGAAAAAGUGUAAUGGUAAUCCUGAUCAGUAUGGAAAUCACCGGUCUCCAAAGAUUGUUUCUUUGAAGCAUCAUUGGUGGUGGAUGAUGAAUACUGUAUGGGAUGGUCUGCCAGAGACCAAAGGUUACACUGGUCACAUUCUUUUCAUUGAGGAGGACCAUUAUGUUCUUCCAAAUGCCUAUCGGAAUAUUCAACUCCUAACCAGGAUGAAGCCUUGGAAAUGUCCUGAUUGUUAUGCUGCAAACUUGGCGCCAUCUGAUGUGAACUCAAAGGGAGAAGGAUGGGAGACCUUGAUUGCUGAGAAAAUGGGCAAUGUUGGUUAUGCCUGGAAUAGGACUGUGUGGAGGAAGAUCCAUGCACAAGCCAAGAACUUUUGCACAUUUGAUGAUUAUAAUUGGGACAUAACCAUGUGGGCAACUAUUUUCCCCUCCUGGGGAACCACAGUUUAUAGUCUAAGGGGACCGAGGAGAAGUGCUGCCCAUUUUGGCAAGUGCGGACUGCAUCAGGGCCAAGACUCACGGAAUGCUUGCAUCGAUAAUGGUGUGGUGAGUGUUGAUGUGGAUGAUGCCGAUAAAAUUCCAAACAUCAAUUCAAAUUGGCCCCUUCAUGUGGUCAAGAAGCAAGGUGGCUAUCAAGCAGGAUUUAAAGGUUGGGGUGGGUGGGGCGAUGAGCGGGAUCAAAAGCUUUGCUUGAGUUUUGCGCACAUGUAUCAUUUUGUAGAGGCACCAUCUAUUUGAGAGAGAGAUAGAGGGAACGGAACAUCUUUCUUGGUACUUCUAUUCCAUGAGAACAUUCUGCUGUGUGUGUUAGUUGUUUCCAUUAUUAAUGUGAUCAUGAAGAGAUAUAUAUCCUUAUAGAUAAUGGGUAAUUAACUAACAUGGGGUGAUGAGUAAAAUCAAAAUGGUUUGUAUUUUAACUGAUGUAGAGGAUAUCAAUAGUCAGUUGCAUCUGUUAUUAACAUUUUUGGCA